This is a messenger RNA of Pyricularia pennisetigena, 1218 nucleotides long. RefSeq lists its product as uncharacterized. The transcript has 2 exons. Gene Ontology annotation, molecular function: phosphatidylinositol transfer activity. The record is from RefSeq and is a predicted model, not a curated record. Gene Ontology annotation, cellular component: cortical endoplasmic reticulum; plasma membrane; cytosol. Gene Ontology annotation, biological process: regulation of exocytosis; Golgi to plasma membrane protein transport. NCBI's taxonomy places the organism in Eukaryota, Fungi, Ascomycota, Sordariomycetes, Magnaporthales, Pyriculariaceae. Bases 1 to 1218 code for a protein of 405 amino acids.
AUGUCAGAAGCCGAAAAAAAAGCAACGACCGCCCCCGAGGCAGAGGCGGCACCUGUUGCCGCUCAGGCGCCCACAGACCCGUCCCCCGUCGUUGCCGACGCUCCAACCAUCGCCGUGUCGACCGAGACCGCCCAGGAGAAAACCGCCAAGGACGAAAAGCCAGCUCCGAUCGCGGCUAUUGCCGAGCCGGCCGCUGUAGAAGCCGCUGCUGCCCCCAAGGAGUCUGCACCUGCCACCGCAGCAGUCGUGCCAAAGGAGCCGGCCACGACCAGCGAGGAGACGAAAGCCCCGGCCGUCGAGACAGCCCCAACACCCACUCCCGCCGCCACCACCUCUGCGGCGCCUGAGGUGACAAAGGAGAAGGAUGCCACCGACGCCCCGGCCUCUGGCGAGAAGAGCGGAGUGGCCAAGCUCUGGGAGGUCUGCCAGGCGCACGAGCACAAGGAGAUCUGGGGGGUGACCCUGCAAGACCCGAGUAGCGACGUGCCGACGGAGAUCGUCCUCACUAAAUUUCUCAACGCCAACGAUGGCGAUGUCCCCAAGGCCGUGGAUCAGCUCACCAAGACGCUGGACUGGCGCAACAAGAUGAAGCCGCUCGAGCUUCUCAAAAAGCCCUUCCCCAGGGCCAAGUUUGGCGGUCUGGGCUACGUCACCACCCACAGCGAAGCCCCGGACUCCAAAGACCCCGCUCUGAAGGAGGUGUUUACUUGGAACAUCUAUGGUAACGUUAAGUCGAUGGAGGAGACCUUUGGGGAUCUUCAACAAUUCAUCGAAUGGCGCGUUGCCCUUAUGGAGCUCGCCCUGCAAGAGCUCAACAUUGCCGGCGCGGUGGCGCCGUACACCAUCACAACCGACAGCGAUCCGUACAAGAUCUACCAGGUGCACGACUACAAGUCCAUCAGCUUCCUGCGGCAGCCGCCGAGCGUCAAGGCGGCCUCCAAGGAGACUAUCUCGGUCUUCUCGACCGUCUACCCGGAACUGCUCAAGGAAAAGUUCUUUGUCAACGUGCCCGUCGUCAUGGGCUUCAUGUACGGCCUCAUGAAGCUCUUUGUCGCGCCAAAGACCCUUAAGAAGUUCCACCCCAUGAGCGACGGUGGGGCGCUGGCUCGCGAGUUUAGCGGGUCCAAGGUCAAGUCUCUGGGCGACGCGCUGCCCAAGGAGUAUGGUGGCAAGGGCGAGGAGCUCAAGGCUACUGGGAAGGAAACGUUGCUCGAGUGA